UAAGAAAUGCGUACUUCCGCAUCUCGCCGAGAUCUCGUCAUUUCCGGGUGUCAAUAUGCGUUUCGGUACUGCAGCGUUAAGCAUCGGUAAGAUGUGUACGGGAAGAAAAGAUUAAACAAUCUGUCCUCAAACCGAAACCACGGGCCGCCGACAGCAUCGACGACACCGCUAUCCGUUGUCUCCCGUCAUUCGCUAGUGAGUAGCAACCGAUUCGCCACCGACUGUCAGCCGUAUCUGCGCGAAUGGCCGGGGAGACUCGGAGGGCCCAUGGCCGGGGCUGGUGUCUGACGCUCGGCCUGGCUCGCAUAGGCCUUCACGGCAACGUGCUACGAUCUAUUCUCUUCAUCACAGCCUUCAGCGGACUGGUCCGUCUACCCGCGGCCACGGAGGCGAAGGAGUGCGAUAAACCCUGCUUGAACGGCCAGUGUAACAGCGCCAGCGGCGUGUGUGUGUGCGAGCCGGGAUGGGUCGGGGAGCAGUGCCAGCACUGCGGCGGCCGCUUCAGGCUAACGGGACCCUCAGGUUAUGUCUCUGAUGGACCAGGAAACUACAAAUACAAGACCAAGUGCACGUGGCUUAUUGAAGGACAGCCGAACUCAAUCCUGAGGCUUCGCUUUGAGCAUUUUGCCACUGAGUGCAGCUGGGAUCAUCUGUAUGUGUAUGAUGGAGACUCCAUCUACUCUCCUUUACUUGCUGCCUUCAGUGGUUUAAUAAUUCCUGAGAGCUACAGCAAUGAGACCGUCCCAGAGGUGGUGGCACAGUCAGGCUUUGCCCUGCUGCACUUCUUCAGUGACGCGGCAUAUAAUCUCACUGGCUUCAACAUCUCUUACAGGUUGAAUAUGUGCCCAAAUAACUGCUCUGAUCGUGGAGAGUGUCAUGUGGGGAAUUCCAGUGACUCUGUGCAGUGUGAAUGUGAGGCUGGCUGGAAAGGAGAGGCGUGUGAUGUGCCCUACUGCUCCUCUGACUGCGGCGUCCCUCUGCGGGGACAGUGUGACAUGGCCACCAAACGCUGCCAAUGCAAACCAGGAUGGCAAGGCCUGGACUGCUCAAUAACAGUACCAGCAAAUGGUUCCUUCUGGACACGUGAGGAAUACAGUGGGCAUGGCUUGGCGCGGGCGUCCCAUAAGGCUGUGGUUCAUGAAGACGUGAUGUGGGUGAUAGGUGGACAUGUGUUUAACUAUACACACUACCAGAUGGUGACUGCGUUCAACAUCUCUUCUCAAAGCUGGAUGUCGUUAAACCAGUCCGUCAACUAUGUAACUGGACGCUACGGUCAUUCUCUCUCCCUGCACGAGGAUAAAAUCUAUAUGUACGGUGGGAAGAUUGACUCCACAGGAAACGUGACAUCAGAACUCUGGGUGUUCCACACACGGAACCAGUCGUGGGUUCUGCUGAAUCCGCAUGCUAAAGAACAGUAUGCCGUUGUGGGCCAUUCUGCACACACUGUCCAGCUCCACGACAGAUCAGAGCCUGUCAUACUGGUCAUCUUCGGACACUGCCCUCUUUACGGAUACAUCAGCCAAGUGCAGCAGUACAACAUUGAAGAGAACACAUGGAGUGUUUUAGAAACUCGUGGGGCGCUGGUUCAGGGUGGCUAUGGGCACAGCAGUGUGUAUGAUCCUCUAACCCGCUCCAUCUACAUCCAUGGAGGAUAUAAAGCUUUCAGUGCCAAUAAAUACGGCCUGGCCGGGGACCUGUACCGCUACGAUGUGGACAAGAGAAUGUGGUUGAUUCUGAGGGACAGUGGUUUUUUCCGUUACCUGCACACAGCGGUGAUUGCUGGCGGGAACAUGUUGGUGUUUGGAGGGAACACACACAAUGACACCUCAAUGAGUCAUGGGGCAAAGUGCUUCUCCUCAGACUUCAUAGCAUACAGCAUAGCUUGUGAUGAGUGGAUUGCACUACCCAAACCAGAUCUUCACCACGACGUCAACCGUUUUGGACACUCGGCUGUGUAUCAUGAUGGGGUGAUGUACGUGUAUGGAGGCUUUAACAGUCUGAUGCUCAGCGAUGUGCUGAGGUUCACCCCUGCGAGCUGUGACGCUUUCUCAGAGCGGCUGGAGUGUGUGACAGCUGUGCCCGGUGUGAAGUGUGUGUGGAACUCCUCUACCUCCACCUGUAUGUCCUGGGACGCAGCGGCAGCCCAUGACACGGAGAGCUUGAGAAGCACCUGCAGUCCCAGAGGGUAUGCAGAUGGUGAAAAGUGUGACCAAUAUUCAGACUGCUACAGCUGCACAGCAAACACGAACAGCUGCCAGUGGUGCGCUACGGUCUGUGUGUCUGGUCAUAGUAACUGCACCAGUUCCCCGGGUGGGAUAAUGGAGUAUGAGGCGUGUCCAAAGGAUAACCCAUCCUUUGUGUGCAGCAAGAAGACCAGCUGUAAAAGUUGUGCCACCGAUCAGAACUGCCAAUGGGAGACGAGAAAUCAAGAGUGCACCACCCUCCCAGGGAAUAUCUGUGGGGAGAGUUGGCACCUGGUGGGGAACUCGUGUCUGAAGCUGAUCACAGCCAAGGACUCGUAUGACAACGCUAAACUGGCGUGCCGCAGUCACCAGGCGGUGCUGGCAUCCCUCACCACGCAGAAGAAAGUCCAGUUCGUCCUCAAAGAGAUGCAUAACAGAUCAUUGCAAUCUAAAGCAGUGAUCACUCCGUGGGUGGGUCUGAGGAAGAUCAAUGUCUCUUACUGGUGCUGGGAGGACAUGUCCCCCUUCACCAACUCCACGCUGCAGUGGCUGCCGGGCGAGCCCAGCGACGCUGGUUUUUGUGGGUACCUGGCUGAGCCCACUUUUAACGGACUAAAGGCGGCGACCUGCGUCAACUCUGUGAAUGGGAGUCUGUGUGAACGACCAACGAACCACAGUGUGAAGCAGUGCCGGACGCCCUGUGCCCUGCGCUCUUCCUGUAGUGAGUGCACCAGCGGGAGCUCCGAGUGCAUGUGGUGCAGUAACAUGAGGCAGUGUGUGGACUCCAAUGCUUAUGUGGCGUCCUUCCCCUACGGCCAGUGCAUGGAGUGGUACACCAUGAACAGCUGCCCACCGGAGAAUUGUUCUGGCUACAAGACCUGUGGUCACUGUUUGGACCAGCCUGGCUGUGGGUGGUGCACUGAUCCCAGCAAUACAGGACGGGGCCAGUGUAUUGAGGGCUCUUACCGCGGUCCGAUUCAAACACUGUUCCACGCCCCUUCCUCUUCAGGCCCCUCCCUCAUUCCCGCACCUCAGCCAAUGCUGAACGUGAGCUUGUGCCCAAUUGAGGGCAGCUACAACUGGUCCUUUAUCCAGUGCCCAGCGUGCCAGUGUAACGGACACAGCUCUUGUGUCAAUGCGAGCGUGUGUGAGAGAUGCGAGGACCUCACCACGGGCAAACAGUGCGAGAGCUGCAUCUCCGGUUACUAUGGCGAUCCCACCAACGGGGGCAGCUGUCAGCCUUGUAAGUGCAACGGCCAUGCCAGCAUGUGUAACUCCAACAAUGGCAAAUGCUUCUGUACCACCAAGGGCAUCAAAGGAGACCGCUGCCAUUUGUGUGAGGUAGAGAACCGUUACCAGGGCAACCCUCUGAAGGGGACGUGUUAUUACACUCUGCUGAUAGAUUACCAGUUUACCUUCAGUUUGUCUCAGGAGGACGACCGCUACUACACUGCCAUCAACUUUGUGGCAACUCCAGAUGAGCAAAAUCGAGACCUGGACAUGUUUAUUAAUGCCUCAAAAAACUUUAACCUCAACAUCACAUGGGCUACCAGCUUUGCAGCUGGGACUCAAGCUGGGGAGGAAAUCCCUAUAGUCUCCCGCAGCAACAUAAAGGAGUUCAAAGACAGUUUCUCCAACGAGAAGUUCGAUUUCCGUAGCAAUGCCAACAUUACCUUCUACGUGUAUGUCAGCAACUUCACCUGGCCAGUCAAAAUCCAGAUCGCUUUCUCUCAACACAGUAACUUCAUGGAUUUGGUUCAGUUCUUCGUCACGUUCUUCAGCUGUUUCCUGUCCUUGCUUCUGGUGGCGGCAGUCGUAUGGAAGAUAAAACAGAGCUGCUGGGCAUCACGGCGCAGAGAGCAACUCCUGCGGGAAAUGCAGCAGAUGGCCAGCCGACCAUUCGCCACCAUCAACGUCGCCUUGGAGACGGAUGAGGAGCCGCCAGACCUGAUUGGUGGAAAUGUGAAGUCUGUACCUAAACCCAUAGCUUUGGAGCCCUGUUUUGGGAAUAAAGCAGCGGUGCUCUCCAUCUUUGUUAGAUUACCCAGAGGCCCCGGAGGUAUUCCUCCUCCAGGACAGUCAGGUCUGGCAGUAGCGAGUGCAUUAGUGGACGUCUCUCAGCAGAUGUGUCUUGGAUAUAAGGAGAAGUCGGGAGGGUUGCGUAGCCGCAAACAGCAGCCAUUGGCACAGCCCUCCACCUGCAUCUGACAUUUACCCCUCGUCCUCUGACCUCGGACCCCUGCCAGGACUGAGCUUAUGGCAGGGUCUCAUUCACAGAAGAAGCAGGGGGCCGGACUCUGAUUGGAGAAACUGAACCUCUCCUGGUCCAAGCUAAGAGAACACUACAGGAAUUGAACUCUUAAUGUGACCCUGACUGAGAGGACUAAUCCAGGGUCACUUUAUAAUAUUUAACUUAUUUCAGUUAUUUUAUUCCAUUUUUACAAUCAAGAGGAAGAAUCCUUGCACUGCUGCAUCUCUAUUGAAGGCAACACACACACACACACACUUUCCUUCUGGAGAUUUCUUUGGCUGCAUGGCUAUAAGACAAAAACACAUAUGCAUAUACAGUACAGGAAGUCUUUUAGGAGCCACAAAUUGCUUUUAUUUCUUAAUAAUUAAUCAAAUUAAUAAUGUAGGACUAAGACACUGCGAGUUGGUAUGUUUACAAGCGUUUGACUCUACAAGUCAUCUGUGACGUCUCUCCCAAGCUUUUCAUCUUUUUCCCUUCCUUCCACUCUCUCUUGAAUUACCUCCUUUCACGUUCAUGUAGUGAUCUGAGACAUGAGUGUUCAUGUUUGCCAUAAUGAUUAUGCUGCUUCUGCUUUUAUCAUUUACUACUUCUCUCUUAUCGGAAAUCUCAGCCCAUUUUUCAGGCACAUUGCAAGGAAGGAAGGAAUAAAAGGCGACGCAGGCAGGCAGCAGAGUGGAAUUAGAGCAAACAAGAUACUUGUUUGAGUUCCUCAAAAUGUCAGAUGUCAUUUUGGGCUGGCGAAGGAUUAUCUGCAUACACAAAUGCACAAACCUGGACCUGCGUCGGAUACCAGGGGUAUUCUCCAGGAUAUGGAGUGGAUUGUCUAGUGCAAAGGAAAGGUCAGAGAUGGAGUGAGCAAAUGUGACAUUAUGGGAUCUAAACUGGUGUAAGUGUGUGUAGCAGCACAGUUAUUACAUCUCUCAUUAUCCUGGUGUGCAUUAGUGGGUGAGGACAUGGCUGUAUCCAGACCGCACAGAUGACCUGCUCGCCGGUUCUUCGAGUGCUAUGAAUAAAGGGACACAGGUCACUAGACCAGAACAAAUCAUUUAGUAUUGAGAGCCCAAACAUGAUGUUAUUAAUCUGUCCAUGAUCUCAAUGGAAAAUUCAUGUCCUGUGACACCCAUCAAGUGUGAAUGUAAGCUGGUCACAGACUGACGACUCAUGAUCUGUUAGGGCCCAAAAGGGAAAAACGCACACAAAGUGGUCUAAUGAAAGGAGCUGGUCUCUCUUCCUUCUGAUGGAAGCUAAUUCUCACAUUACUUUUCUCUGUAAGCCUCAAACAGUACUCCUCACACACCGACCGCGCCAUCUAUAUACAGUCAUACUGUAGAUACAGAUUCUGUAGUUUGUUAAUAUGUAUAAUGUAGCAGCGAGUGCACUCGAGUUUUUUUGUACAUGGUGAUGGAGAGUAAUGUGAAUGCAGUCUCUGUUGAAUGACUUAAUGCACUUGAUGAUGGGUGGAGUAUCCCAGGCUUUUGAAAUGUGACUGCAUUGCAGCUUCUUUUGUAUGUAAAAUGGCGAAUGUCCUGAACAAACUCUAAACUAGAUGCCUACUUUAAGAAAAAAUAAUAAGACCUGGAAAUUUAAACCUGACCUUGUAAUCAUAUGUGUACAUAAAGAAUGCCAUAGAACAUUUUGUCUAUAAUUAAACGGUAAAAUGAA
Carassius gibelio (silver crucian carp) is the source of this 6096-nucleotide messenger RNA. Its product is annotated as attractin. Gene Ontology annotation, molecular function: protein binding. Gene Ontology annotation, cellular component: Golgi apparatus. The record is from RefSeq and is a predicted model, not a curated record. The transcript is spliced from 29 exons. Lineage: Eukaryota; Metazoa; Chordata; Actinopteri; Cypriniformes; Cyprinidae. Bases 243 to 4391 code for a protein of 1382 amino acids.